Molecule: messenger RNA, 3253 nt
Organism: Pseudophryne corroboree (corroboree frog)
Lineage: Eukaryota; Metazoa; Chordata; Amphibia; Anura; Myobatrachidae
Gene: TELO2
Product: telomere maintenance 2
Exons: 21
Coding region: 309-2852 (847 amino acids)
Biological process (GO): protein stabilization; telomere maintenance via telomerase
Cellular component (GO): cytosol
Molecular function (GO): telomeric repeat DNA binding; Hsp90 protein binding
Source: RefSeq, a predicted model, not a curated record
CCCUCAUAACCGCUGUGACUUGUAGUUCUGCAGCAGUGGAAGAGCAGAGGUUACCUAAAUCAUGGAUUUUUUAUAUAACAUAAAUCAUACUUGUCAACUCCCGCAUUGUCCAAGAGACUCGGGUAGCUCUCAGGAUCUUGAGACUAAAAUGUUUCCUUGCAAAUAUCACCAUCACGACCUGAGCAGAAAUAUGGGGAAAGGGAUGACUGGGCUGAUAACACAUUUCACGGCACUAUGUUCCCCGCACUCAUCUGGACGUUCUCCUCCAGGAUUUCCCAGAGGGGAAGCAUUAAGGAAAUAUGUAGAACAUGCCGACCCAGAAUGGUUUAAGAUUAGCGAGUUCCUCUAUGAUGGAUCAGGAGAUUUUGUCUGUGCGCUCUGCGGUCCAAAAUAUUUUUACUGACUUAUCUAAGAUCCAUGAUGGCGACACAUUAGUGAAAGAACUGACGAGUGUGAAAUGUUACCUUGGAAAAGGCGAAAACCCUGCAUCUGCUCAGGAGAUUGCUGAAUUUAAUAGAACACAUUACACCCCAUUCCUCAGGUUUUUGGUGGUUCAAAUGGGUCCACAAUGGUUUGACCUCCUGACACCCGAACGUUUGGAGAUAUGGGACAGUUUCUUCUUGGAAGGUCCAGCAGACCAGGCUUUCUUAGUGCUAAUGGACAGCUUGGGAACAACAGGGCCCUGUAUCCGCCAAGAUCGCUGUGUCCAUGUGCUGGAGAAGUUCCUACAGCGCGGGGCCCUAGCUGAGGUUAUCUGGGAGGUUUGUCAGCAGCAGCUGGAGGUUACCCCAACACCCAUCUUGCAUGAUGCCAUCUUGGCAAAGAUCUGCAGUUUGCCAGACCACCUGGCUAACUGUCUCCAACAACACAAUAAAUCGGUCUUCUAUCCCAAAAACUAUUACCCUCGUGUGGGAAAUGCCAUACUGAGUGUGCUACUGAUGGUAUCUGUCUCUCUGAGAGAUGGGAAGGGCUGUUCCAUCUCUUUCGUAUCCCAGCUCCUGGGAAAAGUCUGUAUGCAGGGCCGGCAGAAGGAGCUGUUUACUCUCUUGCUGCCACGCCUGAGCUCACUCAUCCAAUCCGAUUGCAUCUGGCAAAGGAUCUGUUGGAGAUUGGUAGAGUCUGUUCCUGACCGGUGGAUGGAGCCUGUGGUAACUGGACUGGUGCAUUUGGCACCUGGGUCCGCUGCUCUCUCCCAGUUACUAGGGGAUCUGGUUUUGAAGAAUAAAAAGACCAAGUUCCUACUCACCCAGAAGCUGCUGUUUCUGCAGUACAAUCUCAAGAAAGAGGUGCUGCUGAGCAUUCUGGGGUAUUUGUCUCUGGAUUCCAGUCGCCGGCCCUUAUUGAUUAAGGUCCUGCGAGACCUCCUGGAAGUCUGGUCAUCAGGCAGUGUAGUGAAACACUCUCCUUAUUCCCAGCUGCUACAUGUUAGUAGAUCCAUUUUUAUCUGCCUGAGUCUUCUGAACAAAAAAGAACUUGAGAGCUGCAAGCAGGAGUUACUCUUCGCGCUAACCUCUGGGACCCGCUUCUAUCUGGACAGUUCUCUCCCUCCAGUCAGAUGCUUGGGGAUGGUAGUCUCUGAAUGUUUGAGCCGUCAAGUGGAUUCUGAGGGUCCCAGUCUCUCGUUCCAGUAUGAAGAAGAUGCAGAAAUCAGAGACCUGAAGUCACUGCUGUCUCCUCCGUGCAUUUGCCCGGACUCUACAGAGGACAAGACGGUUCCAGCUCAGAACUCCUUGUCCAAAGUCCAGUCUGCCACGAAUGAAGGGAAACCUGAGGAAGAGCCGAAAAUGGACACAGGAUCAGAAUCCGAACUAGACAGCGAUGAUGACCUUACUCCAUAUGACAUGAGUACGGAUUCCGAGCUAAAGAAAAGUAAGACCCCUGCAUAUAUCCGGGACUGCAUGGAAGUGCUGUUUUCUGAAGAUGUGGAGAAGCUGGAGGUGACCAUGGUCUCACUAGCCACCCAGAUCCGCUCAAACCCUGCUGCCACCAAAGAGGUCAGUACGGAGCUGGCCAAAAUCCUCUUGCACCUUGAUGACCGCCCUGGUGUAGAGCUUUUCAGAGAGUACAGAUUUGCAGCCAUGGUUGCAGUCACUGUAACCGAUCCUGUGCCGGUGUCUCAGUAUCUUACCGGAGAAUUCUACUCCUUAAACUACAGCUUGCGACAGAGAAUGGAUAUAUUAGACGUUGUGUCAUCAGCAGCGCAGGAGCUUUCAGAAUCUGAGGACUCCAAAAAACCUGCGGCCUCUAAGACCCUGACUCAUACCCUCCAGCCAGCUAGUAGCGCGGCUGAGACAGGUAAAGGAGAUGCCCCCGUCGAUUGGAGAAAAGUUGUAGAGGAAAGGAUUGCAAAAAAGACCAGGCGCUUUGCCAAGGGUCAGUCAAGCACCACCCCUGCCCCCUCCCCAAACCGGUUUCAUGCUGUCGCUGGAUACUUCUUUUUUCCACUUACCCAGAACUUUGACAGGCCUGUCGUGACGUUUGACCUGCUGGGGGAAGACCGUCUGAUCCUCGGAAGAUUGGUGCAUACGCUGGGCAUCAUGAUGCACCUCUCAUUGCACUCCAUGGUGGCGUCUCAGAUGGGGAAAUCGCUUCUGGAGUUCGUGUGGCUCUUGCGCUUUCAUACUGACCAAUAUGUUAGACAGGGCCUCCUGUUUUGUGUGUCUACCAUUCUGCUGAGCGUCCCCUGGGAACGGCUAAUGACUGACAUGGCUGAGGAGACCCUGGAAAUGAAAUGCUGGCUGGAAGAUGUGGCCGAGAAGGACCCUGACGAUGACUGCCGUCACUUAGCAAUGAAUGGCCUGUUACUGAUGGAGAAGCUGAGGAAUAACCUCCAGGUGGCCCCCAGCCAGUGAGCGGCUAUGCAGGAAUCCUACUGGUGUGUUGGAGGAAUCGGGACUGUGGUGCCCAGGCAGCUGCCUGGACUGGUAGAAGUUACCAGAGUUCCGGCCAUGGUUCCAUGCUCUGACGUCUGUGGCUGGAUGACAUCUCAAUGCACUGCGCCCAAUGUCAGCAGCUCACCUAACUGCUGUAUGGGGACUACAGUGAUACAGUCUCCCUACACAGCAUCCGAGCCCACAUCUGCUCUCACCAACCAAUAUCCUCAUGUACAGAGUGUUGUAAUAUCCGUUAUCCAGUGGUAAUGGAGAAAGAGCAAAUAAAGGGGCAGCAGCAUUGCCAAGUUUUACAGUAUGUCAAAUUCUGUCUGAAUUGAAAGAGAAAUAAAUUGUAAUAAUUUACAUUUUUUUCCAAAUAA